AGGCCCGGUUAUUUGUGCCAAGUUCAAUCUUCUGCAGACCUCCCGUUCCUGAGAUGCCUGACCUAGCAGGAGUGGCAUCGCCGACCCAAGGGGUUUAUUUUUCACUUAAAUUCCACUUUGUAAUGUAAGUUUCACUUCCGAGACGGAUGUUGAAUGGCGGGGUUGGUGUUAUUUCAAGGAAUGUAGCCCAUAAAUAUUACACGUUAAAAAUGAAAAUCAUUAUUUUUACGCAGCAAGAGAAAGUUUGCCACGUUGUGUGCAAACAUUCCAAAUCGCGAACUUUAUUAAAUCGCUGACCGCCGUUUUAAGAACUUUACGUAACGAGUCGAGUUUUGGGACAAGUUGGAAAUCAUGGGGGGUGGGGGGGGGAUCGUGGGUGCCCCCCCCACCUUCUGCUGGCACUCCGCAUCUGCCUCGCGUUCCCCCACCUGCCCCAGCGCCGGCCUCAUCGGGUCCCGCCUCCCUCCCCCUAUGCUGGGAGACAUCGAGGCGUGCGCUCGGGGAGAGGGUCUGGGCCACGCGCAGUCCGCGGCCACGCUGGGACGAUGUCGACCGCCCGACUGCUGCGCUUCCUCUUGCUGGCGGUGGCCGCCGCGCCCCCGGCCAGCACGCGACCGUUCGGCUUCACCGCUCGCUUGGACGACGAGACGGUGGAGGAGCUCCGGAAGGAGAUCGAGGACAUCUGGCUCGAGCUGAAGAUGCUGAAGGAGCAGCAGGCCCUGCAGACCGUGUGUCUGCGCGGCGAGAAGGUGGGCCGCAAGUGCCUUCUGGUGGAGGAGGAGCCGGGCGAGCUGGAGAAGACCUUCUACGAGGCGGGCGAGGCGUGCGUGCAUCUCGGCGGCUCGCUCGCCGUGCCGCGCGACGCCGACGAGAACGCCGCCGUCGUGCGCCUCGCCCGCCGGGCCCUGGGCCCCGCCGCCAAUGUGUGGGUGGGCCUGAGCGACGUGGCCUCCGAGGGCGCCUUCCGGGACCAGUCGGGCGAGGCGGUGAACUUCACGAUCUGGGAGGACGCCAUCUCGGGCCAGCCGGACGGCGGGCGGCGCGAGAACUGCGUGGCGCUGUCGGUGAUGCUGGACGGGAGGUGGUUCGACGACCCGUGUUACCGUCUGGCGGGCUACGCCUGCGAGUUCGCCGUGCCGUGAAGUCGCCGCUCGCGUCGCUCGCACCGAUCCGAUCUCGCCGACGUCCUCGAGUUUUGUUUGUAGCUCAGAACGCAAACGCCAAUUAACGUAGGCAGUCACUCUACUCUAGAGGUUUGAAGUAUAUAUAUAUAUAAAAAGUUAUCCAUAUAUAUGACCUAUGGCCCAAGUAGGGGCCGUAGUUCAGCUUUGUUGUUUGCAAGCAUGGUGGUUGGAAUCAGAGGAAGGGGCCGGUUUUUUAAAUGUCACGUUCAUUGACCAAAGGUUCACCACCCUGAAUUAUCAUUUUGGGCAAUUUAUCAAAUUCAGGCAAUGAACACAAUCUAAACAGAAUUUAGUUGCCUCCAAAUUCUCUGAAAAUCAGAGACGGUGACUUUUAGGACACAAAUCCUCCCGUCUCCCUUAAUGCGGCAACGUAAACGCCGAGUUAGACCGACGAUGGAACGAUCGUAGCGCCAAAACCCCCGUCUCGCCCGGCGCCGGUCGCUGCGUGGCACCAGUAGAAUUAUUUCACCGUGAACUCCUCUUACCCGUGACACAGCAGCAGGGGCGCAAACUCCACGGACCCAAUCUGUAAUCUACCCAGAAACCUCUGGGAACCGGUUGCUAAAUCGCAUGCUUCCGCAGAGUGGCUGCAAACCCUACUCCAGACUUUUUAUGAAUAAAAACCUCAUCAAGCUGA
Lethenteron reissneri (Far Eastern brook lamprey) is the source of this 1821-nucleotide messenger RNA. It is a transcript of the gene CLEC3B, whose product is annotated as C-type lectin domain family 3 member B. Lineage: Eukaryota; Metazoa; Chordata; Hyperoartia; Petromyzontiformes; Petromyzontidae. The record is from RefSeq and is a predicted model, not a curated record. Gene Ontology annotation, biological process: ossification.